This is a messenger RNA of Pistacia vera, 847 nucleotides long. Its product is annotated as mitochondrial import inner membrane translocase subunit TIM23-1-like. The coding region runs from base 109 to 654 and encodes 181 amino acids. Gene Ontology annotation, molecular function: transmembrane protein transporter activity. Gene Ontology annotation, cellular component: TIM23 mitochondrial import inner membrane translocase complex; mitochondrial inner membrane. The transcript has a single exon. The record is from RefSeq and is a predicted model, not a curated record. Lineage: Eukaryota; Viridiplantae; Streptophyta; Magnoliopsida; Sapindales; Anacardiaceae. Gene Ontology annotation, biological process: protein import into mitochondrial matrix.
CUUUGUUUCACCUUAAACCCUACGGCCUACACCUUUCUACUAAACCAAAACUAAGCAUUCUCUUAAACCCUACAACUUCCUGCGCAAGACAAGAUCAACUCCUCUUCAAUGGCAGAUUCAGCUAACGAAGAACAAAAGCACCGUCAAUACCACCCCUACCAGCAAUUCCAAAUACCCAUCGAAAACCUCUACAAUCUCCCAACUUCCCCCGAAUACCUCUUCCCCGAAGAGUCCCUAAAUGCUCGCCGAUCCUGGGGCGAGAAUCUCCAAUACUACACCGGUUGCGGCUACUUAUCCGGCGCCCUUGUGGGCGCCAUCAAAGGCUCCGUUCACGGCUUGCGCCAAUCCGAGCCCUCUGACUCGCUCAAGCUCCGGGUCAAUCGUGUUCUUAACUCGGGCGGGCAAGUGGGUCGGCGGUUCGGGAACUCGCUGGGUGUUCUUGGGUUGAUUUUCGCUGGAUUGGAAAGUGGGUUGGUGAGUUUGAGAGAUAAAGAUGAUUUGUUGAACACUGUUGUGGCUGGGCUUGGUACUGGGGCCAUUUAUCGGGCUGCGGGUGGGGUCCGUUCAGCGGCGAUCGCGGGGGCCAUUGGUGGCGUCACGGCGGCGGCUGCAGUGGCUGGGAAGCAGGCUGUUAAGAGAUAUGUGCCCAUAUAAACAGAAUCGGUCAUUCGGGGGUUUUAGGAGAGUUUAGGUUUGAUGGGUGAUUUUGUAAUGAAAUUUGUCGACUUGGUUUUUAAUCGAAAAAUCUUGUAUCUGUAAUUUUGAUUUCAAUGAAUUGCUAAAUUAUUAACCAGAUAGUGGCUAUGUUAAUUAUUUAUAUGUUGUUUGUAAAACUUGCUUGAUUACA